GACCGGCCCCGCGGUGGUUGGCUGCGCCGCGCCCGUCGCGCCCUGGUUGGCUGUGGGCCGGGCUGGGCCGCGGGGUCGCGCUCGGCGGCGAGGGCGCGGCUGCGGGCGGGCCGGGGGCGGCGCGAGGGGCGGGGGCGGCGGCGGCGGCCCAUGGACCCGCGGGGCCGGGCGCCCGAGACGCAGCGCCGCGGGGACGGAGCCCAAGAUGUCGGCCUAGGCCGGGGCGAGGCGCUGCGGACGGGCGGGCGGCGGGGCGGGCGGGCGGCGGGCUCCUGAGGGCGCGGCCGGAGCGGCGGCGGCGGCGGCACCAUGUCGGCCAAGGUGCGUCUCAAGAAGCUGGAGCAGCUGCUCCUGGACGGGCCGCGGCGCCACGAGAGCGCCCUGAGCGUGGAGACGCUGCUCGACGUGCUGGUGUGUCUGCACACGGAGUGCAGCCACUCGGCGCUGCGGCGCGACAAGUACGUGGCCGAGUUCCUCGAGUGGGCUAAACCGUUUACACAGUUGGUAAAGGAAAUGCAGCUUCAUCGAGAAGAUUUUGAAAUAAUCAAAGUGAUUGGAAGAGGAGCUUUUGGAGAGGUGGCUGUUGUCAAGAUGAAGAGCACAGAAAGGAUUUAUGCGAUGAAAAUCCUCAACAAGUGGGAAAUGCUCAAGAGAGCAGAGACGGCUUGUUUCCGAGAAGAGCGGGACGUGCUGGUGAAUGGGGACUGCCAGUGGAUCACCACGCUGCACUACGCCUUCCAGGACGAGAACUACCUGUACUUGGUGAUGGACUACUAUGUGGGCGGUGACUUGCUGACGCUACUCAGUAAAUUUGAGGACAAGCUUCCAGAAGACAUGGCCCGGUUCUACGUCGGGGAGAUGGUGCUGGCCAUCGACUCCAUCCACCAGCUCCACUACGUGCACAGAGACAUUAAGCCCGACAACGUCCUUCUGGAUGUGAACGGUCACAUCCGCCUGGCCGACUUCGGGUCAUGCCUGAAGAUGAACGAUGACGGAACGGUCCAGUCCUCCGUGGCCGUGGGCACGCCUGACUACAUCUCACCCGAGAUCCUGCAGGCGAUGGAGGAUGGCAUGGGCAAGUACGGCCCUGAGUGCGACUGGUGGUCUCUGGGCGUCUGCAUGUAUGAGAUGCUCUAUGGAGAAACCCCGUUUUACGCAGAGUCGCUUGUGGAGACCUACGGGAAGAUCAUGAACCACGAGGAGCGCUUCCAGUUCCCUUCCCACGUCACAGACGUCUCUGAGGAGGCGAAGGACCUCAUCCAGAGGCUCAUCUGCAGCAGAGAGCGCCGGCUGGGCCAGAACGGGAUUGAGGACUUCAAGAAGCACGCCUUUUUCGAAGGUCUGAACUGGGAAAACAUCCGAAACCUGGAAGCGCCUUAUAUUCCUGAUGUGAGCAGCCCUUCUGACACCUCCAACUUCGAUGUGGAUGACGACAUGCUGAGGAACAUCGAAAUGCUGCCCCCCGGGUCCCACACGGGCUUCUCGGGACUGCACCUGCCAUUUAUCGGCUUCACGUUCACAACUGAAAGCUGCUUCUCUGACCGCGGCUCCCUGAGGAGCAUCACGCAGGCUGGCAGCUCAGCCAGAGAUGAGGCCGUGCAGCGGGACCUGGAGAGCAGCCUGCAGGCGGAGGCGUACGAGCGGCGGAUCCGCAGGCUGGAGCAGGAGAAACUGGAGCUCAGCAGGAAGCUGCAAGAGGCCACGCAGACUGUGCAGUCCCUCCACGGUGCAGCCCGGGCCCUUGGCAGCUCCACUCGGGACAAAGAGAUCAAAAAGCUGAAUGAAGAGAUUGAACGCUUGAAGACCAAGAUUGCAGAGUCGACUCGACUUGAGCGACAGCUUGAAGACACAGUGGCUCUCCGCCAAGAGCACGAGAACUCCACGCACCGGCUGAAGGGCCUGGAGAAGCAGUACCGCCUGGUGCGGCAGGAGAAGGAGGACUUCCACAAGCAAUUGGUCGAAGCUUCAGAGCGACUGAAAUCCCAGGCCAGAGAACUCAAAGAUGCCCACCAGCAGCGGAAGCUGGCGUUGCAGGAGUUCUCAGAGCUCAACGAGCGCAUGGCGGAACUCCGAUCCCAGAAGCAGAAGGUGUCCCGGCAGCUCAGGGACAAGGAAGAGGAGAUGGAGGUGGCCAUGCAGAAAAUCGACUCCAUGCGGCAGGACAUCCGCAAGUCUGAGAAGUGCAGGAAGGAGCUGGAAGCGCAGCUCGAGGACGCCGUGGCCGAGGCCUCCAAGGAGCACAAGCUUCGUGAGCACAGCGAGAACUUCUCCAAGCAAAUAGAAAGUGAGCUUGAGGCCCUCAAGAUGAAGCAGGGAAGCCGGGGGCCAGGCGCCACUCUGGAACAUCAGCAGGAGAUUUCCAAAAUCAGAUCUGAGCUGGAAAAGAAAGUCUUGUUCUAUGAAGAGGAACUGGUACGGCGGGAGGCUUCCCAUGUACUGGAAGUGAAGACGGUGAAAAAGGAGGUGCACGACUCGGAGAGCCAGCAGCUGACCCUGCAGAAGGAGAUUCUGAUGCUUAAGGACAAGCUGGAAAAGUCCAAGCGAGAGAGGCACAACGAGGUGGAGGAGGCGGUCGGCACGGUGAAGGACAAAUAUGAGCGGGAGCGCACGAUGCUGCUGGAGGAGAACAGGAAGCUGAGCGCCGACAACGAGAGGCUCUGCUCCUUUGUGGACAAGCUCACGGCUCAGAAUCGCCAGCUGGAGGAUGAGCUGCAGGACCUGGCAGCCAAGAAGGAGUCUGCUGCCCACUGGGAAGCCCAGAUCGCAGAAAUCAUCCAGUGGGUCAGCGAUGAGAAAGAUGCCCGGGGCUACCUCCAGGCUCUUGCUUCCAAGAUGACAGAGGAGCUGGAGGCGCUGAGGAAUUCCAGUCUGGGGUCGAGGACGCUGGAUCCCCUUUGGAAAGUCCGCCGCAGCCAGAAGCUGGACAUGUCCGCCCGGCUGGAGCUGCAGUCUGCCCUGGACGCCGAGAUCCGCGCCAAGCAGCUGGUGCAGGAGGAGCUGCGCAGAGUCAAGGACACAAACCUGUCCUUUGAGAGCAAACUAAAGGAUUCCGAAGCCAAAAAUAGAGAGCUAUUGGAAGAAAUGGAAAUUUUGAAGAAAAGGAUGGAAGAAAAAUUUAAAGCAGAUACAGGACUCAAACUUCCAGAUUUUCAGGAUUCUAUCUUUGAAUAUUUCAACACUGCUCCUCUUGCACAUGACCUGACAUUUAGAACCAGCUCCACCAGCGACCAGGAACCACAAGCCGCAAAGCCAGAAGUGUCACUGUUGACUGCUGUGGCCUCGAGUUCAGAACAGCCAGAAGACACAGCUCGGGCACCGCAGAGGCCGCUGCCCACCACACAGACCCUCGCUCUGGCUGGACCCAAGCCGAAAGCACACCAGUUCGGCAUCAAGUCCUUCUCCAGCCCCACGCAGUGCAGCCACUGCACCUCCCUGAUGGUGGGGCUCAUCCGGCAGGGCUGCGCCUGUGAGGUGUGCUCCUUCGUCUGCCACGUGUCCUGCAGAGACAGCGCCCCCCAGGUGUGCCCCAUCCCUCCUGAUCAGGCCAAGCGACCGCUGGGUGUGGACGUGCAGAGGGGCAUAGGAACGGCCUACAAGGGCUACGUCAAGGUCCCGAAGCCCACGGGCGUGAAGAAAGGCUGGCAGCGGGUGUACGCAGUGGUCUGUGACUGCAAACUCUUCCUGUACGACCUGCCCGAGGGGAAGUCCACCCAGCCUGGUGUCGUGGCCAGCCAGGUCCUGGACCUCAGGGAUGAAGAGUUCUCUGUGAGCUCAGUCCUGGCCUCGGACGUCAUUCACGCCACGCGGCGAGACAUCCCGUGCAUAUUCAAGGUGACUGCCUCUCUCUUAGGUUCUCCCCCCAAGACCAGCUCGCUGCUUAUUCUGACAGAGAACGAGAAUGAGAAGAGGAAGUGGGUGGGCAUCUUGGAGGGCCUGCAGUCCAUCCUCCACAAAAACCGCCUGCGGAACCAGGUGGUGCACGUGCCCCAGGAGGCCUACGACAGCUCGCUGCCCCUCAUCAAGGCCGUGCUGACCGCCGCCAUCGUGGACGGGGACAGGAUCGCACUCGGCUUGGAAGAAGGGCUCUACGUCAUCGAUGUCAACCGAGACGUGAUCGUCCGCGCCGCCGACUACAAGAAAGUCUACCAGAUCGAGCUCGCGCCCCGGGAGAAAGUGGCCGCCCUCGUGUGCGGACGGAACCACCACGUGCACCUCUGCCCCUGGACUGCCUUUGACGGGACAGAAAGUAACGUGGACAUCAAGCUUCCUGAGACCAAGGGCUGCCAGCUCAUGGCCAUGGCCACGCUGAGGCGGGGCGGGCCCACCUUCCUGUUCGUGGCCGUGAAGCGGCUGGUGCUGUGCUACGAGGUCCUGGGCACCAAGCCCUUCCACAGGAAGCUGCGCGAGCUCGCGGCACCCGGCCACGUGCAGUGCAUGGCCGCGUUCAAGGACAAGCUCUGUGUUGGCUACCCUUCCGGGUUCUCUCUGUUGAGCCCGCAGGGCGAUGGGCAGCCUCUAAACCUGGUAAAUCCCGAUGACCCCUCGCUUACGUUCCUCUCGCAGCAGUCUUUCGAUGCCCUUUGUGCUGUGGAGCUCCAAAGUGAGGAGUACCUGCUUUGCUUCAGCCACAUGGGACUGUACGUGGACCCCCAAGGCCGGAGGGCGCGCGUGCAGGAGCUCAUGUGGCCCGCGGCGCCUGUUGCCUGUAGUUGUAGCUCCUCCCAUGUCACGGUGUACAGCGAGUAUGGCGUGGAUGUCUUCGACGUGCGGACCACGGAGUGGGUGCAGACCAUCGGCCUGCGGAGGAUCCGGCCCCUGAACUCGGACGGCAGCCUCAACCUCCUGAGCUGCGAGCCCACGCGCCUCGUCUACUUCAAGAGCAAGUCCUCGGGAGCAGCGCUCAGCGUGCCCGACACCUCCGGCAACAGCAGGAAGCAGAUGCUGCGCACCCGCAGCAAGAGGCGCUUCGUGUUCAAGGUGCCAGAGGAGGAGCGGCUGCAGCAGCGGCGGGAGAUGCUGCGAGACCCGGAGCUGAGAUCCAAGAUGAUUUCCAACCCCACCAACUUCAACCACGUGGCGCACAUGGGCCCAGGCGACGGCAUGCAGGUGCUCAUGGACCUGCCGCUGAGCGCUGUGCCCCCCUCUCAGGAAGACAGGCCCGGCCCCACCCCCGUGGCCCGGCAGCCUGCGGUCCGGAGCAAGCCCUACAUCUCCUGGCCCUCGUCAGGUGGGCCUGAGCCUGGGGUGGCCGUGCCCCUGAGAAGCAUGUCCGACCCCGACCAGGACUUCGAUAGAGAGCCUGACUCGGAUUCCACCAAACACUCACUCCAUCGAACAGCUCCAACCCCAGCGGCCCGCCCAGCCCCAACUCCCCCCACAAGAGCCAGCUCCCCCUCGAAGGCCUGGAGCCCCCCACCUCUGAUGCCUGAAUGUUGCGCCAGGGCGGGGCCUCCCACGGCAGUGCCAAGACCAGCCGACCCUCAGUGUUGCCCCGACUGCACAGCUCGUGAAGGAAGACGCCACGUUAGCCAGGGGCCUGAGCAUCAGGCGAGGAGGGAAUCGGCGGCCUACCUUGGCUCCGGUGGCCUUCGUGUCCGUGUCCCACUCCCGCCAGAGCCUCGUGUGCGCUUGUCGUCCCCAGCCGUGAUGUCACCAGUAUGUACUACUGUGAAGUCCUCGCUUCCGCCCUGCAUGGAGCCCAACAGCCCCGCCGGGGUCCUGUGGCGCCUUCCCUCCUCCGUCCCAGUGGCUGAGGAACGCGUGCCCUCACCCCGAGUUGGCACCGAGUGACGGGCACCUCCCACUGUGUCACGCCAGCCCCAUCCAGGCCUUCUGGGCUCUGGUUUUUACUUUUUUAAUGUAAGUCUGAGAGUCUUUGUAAUUAUUGAAUCGUGAGAACACUUUUGAGCAAUUUACCUGUCUAUAAAUAAAGCAGACGCCGCAGUUCCAGA
Erinaceus europaeus (western European hedgehog) is the source of this 5951-nucleotide messenger RNA. It is a transcript of the gene CDC42BPB, whose product is annotated as CDC42 binding protein kinase beta. Gene Ontology annotation, biological process: peptidyl-threonine phosphorylation; actomyosin structure organization. The record is from RefSeq and is a predicted model, not a curated record. Lineage: Eukaryota; Metazoa; Chordata; Mammalia; Eulipotyphla; Erinaceidae. Gene Ontology annotation, cellular component: actomyosin; cytoplasm; cytoskeleton. Gene Ontology annotation, molecular function: ATP binding; protein serine/threonine kinase activity.